GCAGCGGGGGCGGAGGGGAGGCCCCGGGGCUGGGGGAGGCCACCCGCGGCGGGAAGGCGGUGGGAGCGGAGCAGCCCCGCAGCGCCGGGACACGGGCUGGUCCUGCGUGUCCGAGCGACGCGCCGCGAGGCCGCGCGGGCUGUUCCGUGCGGUGCGAGAGGUCGUGGGAAGCGCAAAGCGGGGAGUGAGAGAAUUGAGGUGGGGAUGCUAAUAGUGGGGAAGAGCCCCGGCUCUGAAGGAAUGCUCGUCUUGGGGCAGCAGAGGUGUGUUGACACUGACAUACUCCUAGGCUACAUUCCGUCACCCCAGCCCCCCCCCACCGCUGUCGAAUUAAAAGAGGAAAACGCGAGGCUGAAAAAAACAUUUAAAGUAAUGCUCUUCUAUAGCAACAGGGAAGGAAGGAUGUGAGCAGCGAGAGUCCAGAGAAAGUCUCUCAAUGCAGUUGAAGUAACGUGUAGCUCUGUAGAGUGAGCACUAAGCUGCACGCUCCUGCGAGCUAUUGAAAGUCAUUAGACAUCAUUAACAUCGUUAGACACCAUGAACACGGCCCUGCAUGCCCAAGGUUGCAGGGAGGCUGCAGUGCCAUGAUCCAGGCAGCCCUGCUGCCGGCAUAGGACUGGUGGAAUGAUUCCAUAAAAAACUGGGCAGUCGCCUUAGCAGUGAUGGUUGGACAGUAAGUUUCCAGAGCGAAACCAGCAUCCUUAAGGAGACUUGAGAUACAGGUGAAUGUUUCUCCUCAUCUGGGGAAGCCAACUGGAAACAAGAGAGACCUCAAAGUUCCUUUACAGAGUGGGGUGAAAUUGAGCAUAAGGAAGAUAUGGAAUGAACAUAUUUCUGUAGUGUCCUAUUGGUUAGUACCAACAUAGAAUGUAUUAGCACUUUAAAAACCCAGCAGAAAUUCACGGAGUAAGAAAACAGGGAGAAUUCUUACUGCAGUUCUUCUUUUGUCUUGCUGGUUUUGAUUUUGCUUGGGUACUAGCAACUGCCAUUUACGCUUUGGAGUUUUUUUGUUAUGCCAUUAGCUUGUCUUUCAAAUUCAGCUGACUGAAGUGGAAUAGAAUAAUCUCAUACAUAAUGGGGUACACUCGCCUGGCAGUGGAUUUCAAAAGAUAAGCAGAAGUUAAAAGAAUAUUCCUAGAUUGUAAUAGUUCUCUGUGGUAGUAAAAAGUUUGUAUUUGGUACUCAUGGGCCAGUAAAACGUCUUCUGAACUCUUUGUUGACUUCAGAGUAAUGUUAAUAUAAAAAUUAACAGUAGCUUCUACUCUCAGCUGUGUCCACCUAGAGCUGGCUUCUCUAUUUAUAAUUAGCAGUGUCAUCUGUGAGGCAUUAGUAGUCAAAUUUGUGUUUGGAUGCAUCAAUCUCUGAUCUUGACAUUAACUUUCAAUAUUACUUAUUUUCAUUUGUGACUGUUGUCCUGGAGUGGUGUUCUGUUGAUAUCAGGAAAGGUACUGUUAUAAUUUAAUAAACCUACUGACCAUUACAUUUACGUUUCAGAUGAAUAUUUAAAUCUUACUUUUCCAAGUGAUUCCAACAACUUUUAAGGACAGGUUAAGUCUAUUCCUGUAUUUGCAGAAAAUCUGAAAAUAAUAUUGUAACCUCCCCCAAUCAAAAAUUCUGCUGUUCUGAACCUGAAGUUAUUCAUAGGUGUACCAAAGACCAUUAGGUAACGCUACAAAGGUGCUGUUCAGAUUCCUAAGAAAGUAUUUAUGUCUGGAUUGAGAGUAAAGAGUAUGAAAUUAACAGACAGAUUUGUGAAAAAAGAGGGAAUAGUUGGCUGAGGAGUUUUAUUGGUUUUUAAUAGGUCAAAUGGUACUUACUAUGUUUUGGGAAAAAUUUACAAAUACUAAUUUUUUUUACAAAAACUAAAUUUUCUUCUGUAACUCUAUAAUAAAAAUCAUACAGAAGAGUUGUUACAUUCUGAAUGGAUUUUCCAGUGUUUUAAUGAAAAAUAUUUGAUACUAACACAUCUGAAAAGUUUGAUCUCCAUGUAUCUUGGUUCUUGGUAGUGCUUCCUUGGAAGAGCAGGUUUUCAUUUUACAGUAUGAACUGCAAAUGGAAUGUAAAAAAAUUCCUAGAAUACUCCAUUUAUAUGUGUGUGUUAGGUAGGGCAUUUUGAUUUUAUAGCAUUUCAGACAUGUUUUUACAAAUGCAAGAAGCAAGGCAGGUGAAAUAGAAGGCAGUAGAGAAUCAUUACAGACAUGAAUAAAUGGACUAUUUGAGGUAUGUGUAGGUUGAGAUGAAGAAGGAAAAAGUGUUGGCUCUGAAAACUGAUGUGUUCUGGAAGUUUUUUGUAUGACUUUCCAAUUAGAUAUUUAGCUUAUGGUUUAGCACACAGAGAAAAAAAAAUUAAAUUACCGAAUAUCAAAUGAUCAUUUCUACAAUGUUGACACAAGGAAUCUAGUUUAGUAUACCAAAUUGUCCAGGAUUGCAAAAGCUGGCAAUCUAGAUACAUGGCAAGUAGAAAUUUAAAAUACUCACUUUUGUCCUUAGGAAGAUAAAUUUUAAGAUAAUUAGUUGAAUAAUAAGACUUGUACUAAACCCACUUGGGUUUGUAUGCCUCUCAGCAUGGCAUUAGCAGCCUGAUACACUUAGCAAACAGUCUGUCAGAUGAUGUGUCUUUGAACUAAAACCAGCUGUCUCCAAUAAAGAAAGAGAAAAAACACAGGCAAGUUCCUGUGGGGCAGUUCACUGGGAGGUAGAGUUGACAUCAUUUAUUUCCUAUACUCAGGAAAUAACCCUAUCAAUAGCUCCUGUUGUGAAAUGUUUUUGAUGUGUGACAGUUGGUUUCUAAUACCACAUCACAUGAGCAAGUCAGAUGUAAUCUCAGACAUUGUCAAUGAGAAAAAGGAAUCAAUUAUGGAAUAGUGGCUGUGCUGGAAGAAAAGAAUUGUCAGUAUGCUUGCUGUAGACUCCAUACGCCAGAAACUAUCUACAGUUCCCAUCUGAGUUUUUAGAUACCCAACCAAAGCAGAUAACUGUAUCUGAACACUGUGAAUUUCAGGUUGCCAUUCCAAAUGAGUAAGUAUCACUUAUUGUAAGCCAAAUUAGUGUCAUGAACAAACCUGUCAUAAACUAUGAUUUUAACAUUUCAAGGCACAGAACAUUGCAUCUAGAUUUACAGCUGCUGAGAGUGAUCAAAUAAUCAAAAUAAUAUUCAUGAAUGUUUCUAUCACCAUUCUAUUGAUGAAUUCGAUUCUUGACAUCCAUGGCAUAUAAUGGGAAACAUCAGAGGUAUUUUUUGUGAAUCACAGUUUUGUUCCGAAUUCUGUGCGUUGAAAAUUCUCAGCCGUCAAAGUCUAUUAGAAAUUUUGACUAUUUGCAUAGAUAACACCUUUCCUGAUAGAAGCUGCAAGGUAAAAAUUUUACUUCCAAGCUUCAUCUGUAAUGUACUAAACUACAGUCUUGUUCAUAGUAUGUUUGGUUUGUCUUUGUGGUAAAGUUGUUGCUACUUUUUGUGUAAUUUGAUUUGCAGGGAUGUUGUUUGUGGAUUUGUGAUAAAAGUGUGCUAAGUGUAAUUAGAUGAGUUAGAGCAAGAGUGUAUGAUUUGUAUUACUUACCUUUGUGAUAGAGGCCCUAUUUUCCAGAACAGAUUACUUCCCAGUGUGAUAAAUAGAUAUGAUUUGUGCUAACUAAAUUGUAACUACAUCAAUAUUUUGGAAAAUAAUUGUUAUAAUGAAGGAAAAGUAUAUGUGAUUAGUGUUACAAAGCAGAUGGGCCCCAUUGCAAAUGGUACAUGUGACAAACAGGAUACAGGAUGUAGUAUUGAGAUAAGCAAGAUCCCAAAACAAAAUUGACCUUGGGAUGAACAAAGUUGGGACGAUUCCAGACAACAGAAUCAGUCUUGGGAUGAGCAAAGUUGGGAUGAUUCCAGGUAUGGAAUCCAAGUAGUGGUUUUAUCUAUGAAAUAAUAAGGCUUAUUUGGAACAUAAUGCUUACUUAGAAAACACAAAGCCCAGUGCAUGUGUACAAACUGUAAGACUGUUCAGAGGGCAGCGAGGAAGACAGUGAGCCUUCCUCUGAAAAGACCACCAAAAAGGCAGGAGACACCCUAGCAACAAUGGAGCAUGUGCUAUGCAGUGUAGUGAUGUAGAGUUCAAGAAUUGAUAAUAGGAGGAGAUUUCUGGAAAAUAUUGAUGAAUAUGUAUUAGCCUACAGUAUGUAAGUGUAGUUCGGGUUCCUUUGUUUGGUGCAUGAGGCAGGGUGAGGAGCCCUCCCCGUACCCUGGUUGGUUUUGCUUAUGCUUUAUAUGAACCUUAAUAAUAAUAAAUUAAUCACUGCCAAUUUUUUUAAUAUGCGUGAUUAUAUUUAACAUACUUGAUUGUAUUAAUUUAUAUUAAACUGCUGUUCAAUUAAAAUUGCUGCAAAAUUAAAUUUUGUUGAUUAUUAAAUUAGACAUAUAGAAUCUCAUUCAUAACACCACUAUUUUGGGUGAAUGAGCCGAUGUUCUAAAUGGCCAUUGCUGUUUGCUUAAUGAAUAUGGGUCAAACCUUUAUUUUGCCAGUUGGAUCAAACCCAUCUUAUACAUUGGCAUUCUUAACUUAAAGUAUUUGAGGGUAAAGGUCAUCAUAAAAUUUUUAAAGCUGAACAUUAAAGUUUGGAGCAGCAGAUGGAGUGUUUAGAAGGUAAAUCCUGAUUGAGAGUGUUGUAAUAUUUCAGCCUGUCUUACAAAAUUUCUGUCAGUAAUAUUCUUUAAGGUGCAUUUUACUUCCACAAGUUUAAAAAAAGGGUCUUUAAGAAGUGUAAUUUUUUUUUUACUGUAGUGAUAAGUUCCACUAGCACAGCUAUUUCUUCAUGACUUGAAGUCAGAAAUGGACAGUAGUAGUUCAAAACUCUACUCCAGACAUGGGAAAAAUAAGAAUAAACCUCAUUGUGUGGUACAGAUCUGAAUUUGAGAAAAAACAUCUUUUGAAAACAAAUUUUCACCAGACAGAAAAUUCAGUUGACAAAAAUUGUCAAAAUUCAAAUUCAACUGGCAAAUUAAUCAAUUUUUUCCAGAAUAUUUUUCAAUCAUAUUUUGCAUAUUUUUUCUCAAUGGGAUGAACUAGUAUAUUCAUAUAGUAACAGCCUGGCUAAUCUAAAUAAGUUUUGUCAGCAUUAAACCUGAUUAUUUUAUAUUAGCAGUUAUUUAAUGGUACUUAUUAUUGCAAUUAAAUCUUACUAUUUGAAAGAAAUCAAGAACACACUAAUUAUAAAGUGUGAACACUCUAUAUGAGCUGUAACUGAAGGGAAAAACUCUCUUAUUUUCUAUUUGUUACUCCAUUAUUUUCUACUUGUUUUAUUCAGAACUUUUCAAUAAUUUUGAAGUAAUGUUAAUUAUUGAGUGGAUUUAAUCACUAUUAAAAAAAAAUCUGUUCACAUAAACAGUGUUUUAGGUACUUCACUGUUGUCUACCAAAUUGUGUUCCUCAUGCAUUCAUUUGCUUAUAAAGCCUUACCAUGAAACUGAGACUCUCUUGCUGUGAUUUAAAUAUGAGCUUAGUAAGGAGGUCAGAUGCAGCUGUGCUGUGAAGUCGGUGUCUGACAUACAACCCAGAAAGCAAAGUCCUCCUCUGCACAGAACCUCGGCAGCACAGCCUUCCCCUUCAGCUGUGCCAGGUCCCUCCGUGGCGUGCUGGGGAAUUCCAUCCAGGCUUCAGGGAGUCCUUCGGGGUGACCCUGAGCGGCUCCCCUGCUGGCAGAGCAGAAGGCAUGGGCUGCAUUCUCGGUGAAAGGCUCAGGAUGCACAGCAGGUUCAAGCUGGGAGGGAGUGAGAGGGAUCCUCUGCCUCCUGCUGAGGAGCUACUGGUGCUCCUGCCUUCCUGAUCUGGACAGACAUUUCCUGCAGUAGUGUUGGCACCAGAGAAUAUAAGAUGACUUAAACCUGAAAUAUUAUGACAAAAUUUUACUCAUUCUUAAAUUUUUAAAGUUAAUCAACUAAAAAAUACAUAAAAAUAAUAUAUAAUGUAAUGUGUAACUGAAAUGGAUGAGAAAUGCCUUCUAAUUGGUGGUUUUUUCUCUUGUAGAUGACAGUCAUGUCCCAUUCAAAGGACCUCAAGGACGACUUCCACAGUGACACUGUACUUUCCAUUUUAAAUGAACAGCGCAUUCGGGGUAUUUUAUGCGAUGUCACCAUAAUUGUGGAAGAUACCAAAUUUAAAGCCCAUAGUAAUGUGCUGGCAGCUUCAAGCCUUUACUUUAAAAACAUUUUUUGGAGUCGUACUAUCUGUAUUUCAGGUCACGUACUGGAGUUAGAUGAUCUCAAAGCUGAAGUGUUUACAGAGAUACUGAACUACAUCUACAGUUCCACAGUAGUUGUUAAGAGGCAGGAAACUGUAACGGACCUUGCAGCUGCAGGGAAAAAACUGGGAAUAUCAUUUCUGGAAGAUCUUACAGAUGUAAAUUUUUCAAGUUCCCCCUGUCCCUAUUCAUACUGUGUUAAUGAAAAAGGGACUGUCAAAGAGGAAAAACAUGAAAAGCGACAUGAAGAUUCUGCUGUGACAAAUGGACCACGAAUUACAAAUGCAUUCUCAAUUUUUGAAACAGAAAACAAUUUGUUUUCUCCCCUUGAUUUGAGGGCGAGCUUUAAAAAGGUGUCUGACACAAUACAAGCUCCCAGCAUUGGCCUCGACAGAAGCAAUGUGUGCAAAGAUGCUGAGCCAGCCAGUACCUUGGCUGAACACUCCUAUGCAGUUUCUUCUGGGGGAGAUACUUCACAAGGAGCACCUUUUGUUGACCAGGACAGCAGUCCUUCAUACCAGGUGGGUGAGGACCACUAUGAAAAUCACCGAGCCACCCCAGUCAUUCAGCAGGGAAAGCAAGCAGGUAGUACUCCUAAGUCAGCCUUUAAACCCCAUGGCACUGGUUUGGCUGUAGCAAAAGUACCAGCCUCCACUGUAACCACUGCAGAAGCCCAGCACAAAGCAGUUAGUGAUCAGGCAAUUACUUCCUUUCCAAAACCUCAAGAUAAAACAGGAGAUUUACAUGUAUCCAGAGAAGAGGGAAAUACUUCUGCUAAUGUCUCUGCAUCUGGGGCGACAGCCACUCCACCUGUUUACACUUGUAACUAUUGUGCAAAAUCAUUCAGUGACCGCGUGUUACUCACUGCUCACCUUCAGCUCCACUCAGAGCAUCAGGAAACUUUCAUAUGCAAAUACUGCAACAAACAGUUUGCAAAUCUAAAUAUACUGGAAAGUCAUGAACAAGUCUGCACGAGAUCAAGUAACUUAUCGGCUCACAAUGGAAAUGAACAAAAUUUUGCAGAUAACUGUACUACUACAGAGGGACGGAACGGAAGCUCCUGUGCGAACACAGAGCCUCUGUUGUCUGAAAACAGCAUCACUGAUUGUUCUAAUGCAAACUGCACUUUACCAGAAACGGAUCAUUUGGUUAAAGUCGUUGAUGGGCAGAUAUUAUACACUUGCGUUGUUUGCAAGCGUAGUUAUGUCACAUUGUCCAGCCUUCGAAGACAUGCAAAUGUGCAUUCCUGGAGGAGAACAUACCCCUGUCACUACUGCAAUAAAGUCUUCGCGUUAGCUGAGUACCGCACCCGACACGAGAUCUGGCACACUGGAGAGAGGCGCUACCAGUGCAUUUUCUGUCUGGAGACCUUCAUGACUUACUAUAUACUGAAAAAUCACCAGAAGUCUUUCCAUGCAAUUGACCAUCGCCUGUCAGUAAAUAAAAAGACGGCCAAUGGGGGUUUAAAACCAAACAUGUACCCAUACAAACUGUAUCGACUCUUACCUAUGAAAUGCAGGCGACUGCCUUAUAAAUCCUAUCGAAAUUCUUCCUAUGAAAAUGUUCCAGCAACUACCCAGGCUAAUGAAACUCCUUCUACUAACUGUUUCAUUCCGAGCUCUCUUAGCUCUGAGCUGCCACCACUGAAUUUUCAACAUAGUAUAAUAUCAAACAACAGAACUCUGGCCUUGGAUACAUCUUCAUGUAAUAAUACAGCAUCUUCCACAAAUACUCAGAAUUCUUUCUCUGGAGGAGUAGGUAUCUUAAAUUCUGACCUGCAGAGGGACUUUUUCCCAGCUGAAAAAAGAGUUUCUACUGCUGCAAAUGACUCAGGUUCACAGGAGUGUGAUUCCUCAGUUGUGUCUUUAGCUAAUGUAAAUGAAAAGUCAACCUCUGUCAUCAGUUACAGCAGCUCUGCACCCUCUGUUAUAAUGCACAGUAGCAGAGUUUCAUCAGUAAUAAUGCACAGUAAAACAGUCACUUCAAUAGAGAACAGUAAGACAGAAUCUUCAAAUAACCUACCCAGUCAGUCAGUGAGUGAUGACUGUAAGUAUGGGUCGGAUAGUUAUGGGAAAUGCAUUACAAAAUCAAAAACUAUUAAGGAGAAAAAGAAAACACUGCUGUACAGCAGAGCAGAAGCAACUGAGGAUACACAGCACAUGACAGGAUCUGAAGGUUCAUGUAGCAAAACUACAAAUACUGUCCAAGAGUCCAGUAAAACUGAAACGUACAUUGCAAAGCCUGCCUUACCUGGAACAUCUGCUGACAGCAAUGUUGCGCCUCUUUGUCAGAUAACAGUAAAAAUCGGUAAUGAAGCCAUUGUAAAAAGACAUAUAUUAGGAUCUAAGCUGUUCUGUAAAAGGGGUCGAAAAUCCAAACACGAAUCCAAACAGGACAAUCUCAUUGAAGAACCAGAAAUGGAGGUAAAAGAAAAAAGCCCAUCUAGACUCUACAGCUCAGAAUGCCUAGAGCUGACAGAAAUGGGUGAUGAUGUUAGUGACCAGGACUCCAGUGAUAAACCCUGGAGACCUUAUUAUAAUUAUAAACCAAAAAAGAAAUCCAAACAGCUAAGAAAAAUGAAAAAGACCAAGUGGAGGAAAAAGCAUGGAAGCAAGAACACUGGUAUGGAAAGCCACAACACAAGCAGUCGAGAGUAUGCACUCAGGAAUGCUCCUGAGGAAAAGGUGGUCAGCCAGGAGGAGAACACAGAAAUGCCUAAUCUUCACUGUGAGCUCUGUGAAAGAGACCAGUCUUCCACAGCAGAAGCUCAAGAACACGUACACUGGCAUGUAGCUGCUUCAAAGCCUUACAUUUGUGAGUUAUGCCAAAAACAAUUUCAAAGUCCAUCCACUUUAAAAAUGCAUAUGAGGUGUCACACUGGGGAAAAGCCCUACACUUGCAAAACCUGCGGUAAAUGUUUCUCAGUUCUUGGUAAUCUACAGAAACACGAACGUAUUCACCUGGGUGUCAAAGAUUUUGUCUGCCAAUACUGUAAUAAGGCAUUCACUUUAAAUGAAACACUUAAAAUACAUGAAAGAAUUCAUACUGGAGAAAAACGCUACCACUGUCAGUUUUGCUUUCAGAGCUUCUUGUAUCUUUCUACCAAAAGGAACCACGAGCAAAGGCACGUACGCGAACACAAUGGAAAAGGAUACGCUUGCUUUCAGUGCCCCAAAAUUUGCAAGACUGCAGCUGCUCUGGGAAUGCACCAGAAGAAACAUCUAUUCAAGAGUCCAGGCACACAAGAUAGAAAAGAGCAGUUUUGCAGUGAAAGCAGUAAACUUUUGGAAAAUCCACAUUUCCUUGGCUCAGAAGGAAGCGAAGUGAAAAAUAAACAAAAUGUAACUCCAGAAGUUAUACUGUGAGUGACAAUUGUGCAAAAGAGAAAAAAAAUCCAAAACUAUAUAUUGGAAAGAUAAAGAUGUAUUGAAUGGGGAAACGUAUCAGUAAGGUCAAAUUUCUUCCGUCAAUAUAUGCAAAAGAAAAAAUAACACAGAAAAACUAGUAUUUGCAAUAAUACAAAUUUAAUUUGGAACACCCAAAAUACUUUUGCCACAACAGACUCUAGCAUAGAGAAAAAGAAAAAUGGCCAACUCAGACCCUUCUACUUAACAUUACAAGAAAGUAGUCACUGAACUAUUUUACAGUUCUGGUUUUGAAUCAGAAUUGUUGGAAGCAAAAGUAAUAAGUAGGUUCAUUGUGUAUUCUGUAGAAGGAUUUUUUGCUGCAGAAACCAUACAUUGCUUUUUUUUUUUUUUUACAACAGUAAUGUGUUUAUAAAGGAAAUAAUUGUAAUCUUGUGUAUUCUAAAGUGAAGGUGGGAAGUGUUUCGUGGGCUUGGGUGUGCCGAAGUACAUUUGAGUACUGCCAUGCUUUUCUGUAACUCAGCCUUUAUGAAACAUUCAGGAGUUUAAACUACUCUUUUCCUUUCCGUAUUCAGUUUUGUAGUUAUCAUAAUAACUGUUAAGUCUGAGUGGAGGUGUGAGAAGUAUUCCCAAUUUAUAUAUCUCCGAGACAUUUAAUAAAAGUUCAGUGGAACUUGCUAUAGCCAGUCUUCCAAACUGCAUAAAUCCCCAUGCCAGUGGCCUGGUGAACUCUUCAGGUGCAUUGGUCUAAAGAAAAUUGUUCUUAUGAAACAAAGAAGUCCUGUGUAGAAAUGUCCACCUCUUGGUGGGUCUGCAACUCUUGUCUUUUAGAAAUAUAGUUUUUCCAACAGAAGGACAUACAGACAGUUUCCCUUCUCUUCCUGGAAUAAUGCCUGGACACAAACAGUAGAGCAACUCCCCAUAAAUACUUUGAGUUUGAGAGGAGUAGGUAAAUAAGACUCUUGCUUCCAUAUAUAUCCCUGAGGCUAUCGGUGUGUAUAAACAAGUAUAGAGCCAGUUUGUGGGGUUCCCUGUGAUCUCCAUGCCUUAAAUGCAACAUUUAACCUUCAGAUGUCCCUUCUCAGUGACCCCAGUGACCAUUCCAGCAGCGACGGGCCAGGAGCGGGCUGCUGCAGGGAGGAGUGUCAGCCUUCUGCCUCCCUCACCCUGCCGCUCCGAAGGGUGGUGGGGAGCCUGCAGUGCACAGCUCACUGCGAGCUGCGAGAAUGGGCUUCUGAAAGGCACCACCAAAAUGUUCCAGUUAGUACUGUGUUGUGGAAGUGUGAUUCAUUUUAACGGAGAUGCUUUAAAAAGUCCAAGCAGGUGUAUGUCUGCAAGUUGCAUUUUAUAUGAUAGGGUUCUGUUGUACCGUAUCUGCAUUUCUGGUAGUCAUGUUCAUCCCUGUGAAGUGUUAAAAAAUUAGGUCAUGACAAGGGUUAGUGAUUCUUGACUUCAUUCUCUGUGAUGGUUCACAAUUUGUUACUUAACUUUGUCUUCUUGAAUAUUUUAAAAGAAACUAUAGCUUGGGUACAAUAAAACUACAAUGGAAAUGAUAAUACAGUAUUGAUUGAAGUAAUAAUACAGUCCACUUGCUUAUUCUGUCACUGGUGAAUGCUAUGAACCCUUUGAGAAACUGGUUUCAUGGCAGCUUUGGUUCCAUUUAAAUAAGGAUAAUAGAAUAAUAAACACAGGAAAGUAUAAAGAUGUUUCAAAGAAAGUACACAAAGAUAUCUUCUAAGUGGACUUGUAUGGUGAUAAAUAUAGACCAAAGCAAAUAAGGUAGAAUAUUUAUAAAUACAAAGAUAAUUUUACAAAUAUUUUAUAUAACUGUAUAGUUCAUAAGAAAAAUAUUGUUAGCUUGUGUUAGGUUUGGGGGGGGUUUGUAUAUUUUGAUAAAAACACAACAACUUUGUAACUCUGUAUAUUCUCUACAGUUUAUAGCAAAGCAGUUUUAAGAUGGCAAUGUCAUGUUUAUAGUUCAAUUGUGGCACUUUUACUACAAGUAACAUGUUGCAGUAAUGGAUCAAGUAUUAAUGACCAAAUUAGAAUUAAAGUAAGUGUAAGAGAACGUAAAUACUAUACGUUGUCAAAGACUGUAAUUUGCUACAUAAUCACAUCUGUAUUUUUGUUUAGAAGAAAAUAUUAAAUGCAGAUGUUAAGGAUUGAUAAAGAGUCUAAUUUUAUUUUUAGAAAGAGUGAUUAUAACUCUGUUUUUGCUUAAUUAAAAUAACAUAUUCCUA
Molecule: messenger RNA, 11820 nt
Organism: Passer montanus (Eurasian tree sparrow)
Lineage: Eukaryota; Metazoa; Chordata; Aves; Passeriformes; Passeridae
Gene: ZBTB38
Product: zinc finger and BTB domain containing 38
Exons: 2
Coding region: 6002-9580 (1192 amino acids)
Biological process (GO): regulation of transcription by RNA polymerase II
Cellular component (GO): nucleus
Molecular function (GO): protein binding; RNA polymerase II cis-regulatory region sequence-specific DNA binding; DNA-binding transcription factor activity, RNA polymerase II-specific
Source: RefSeq, a predicted model, not a curated record